UGCAUAAGAAGAAUCGUGACGUAAGUUAUGCGGAAUUUAUAGAUAUCAUAUUUCUUGUAUUAUUUAACUGUGAAAGCGAAAUCAUUAAAAUUAGAAACCGAAAGAAAGUUUUUAAAUAUAAAUUUCAAGAUAUGAGCAUUCAUACUUAGAUUAAAAGAGUCUCCGAAGCAAAAUGAUUUUAAAAGGACUUUUAAUUAUUCUUGUUUCCUUUAAUUCAUUUUCCAAUGCAACAUCGCUCGAAAACGUAGAUUGCGGUUCAUACGUUGACUAUGUGGAUACUGACGACCAAGGACAUUUUCGUUUUUUACCUCGAGUUGUAAAGUUAAAUCGAUGUCGAGGAGUUGAUAAUUUAAUACCCAACCCCCAUAAUUAUAAAUGCGUUCCUACACAAAAAGGAGUGAAGAAAAUUGAUUUGACCGUUGUAAAAGAGCAAACGCAUGAAUUUGUUACUUUAGCAGUAGAAAAUAACACCGAAUGCCAGACAGUAUGUAGUUUAAACGACAAAUCUUGCAACUCUUAUCAAACAUUUAGCAAUGACAAUUGCGAAUGCACCUGUAACUACGAUAAAAAUUUUCCUGUAUGCAAUCUAAACUUUGUAUGGAGCAAAACUGAUUGUAACUGUAUUUGCUCCCCAUCAAAAUCUAGAAACUGUCCCUUGGGUAAACAAUUCAACGAAGAUGAGUGUGACUGUAAAUGUUCAUCUUCGACAUGUCCAAAUCCAAACCAGGUAUUAGAUCCUAUCUCGUGUAAUUGUUUAGACAAGCAAAAAAGUCCAAGCACAGGAAGAAGAGAAGAAGUAAAAGUUUGCAAAAACAGCAUUAGUAUGUUUAAAUUCUUAAUUGGACUAGUAAUCGAGGCAAUUUUUUUUAUAUUGUUGUUUACAUUGCUUUACUGUUUUUUCUUCAAACCAAAACUGACUGUAUUAAGUAAGCAAACCGUUAAGUUGGAAAACUCAGUCAACGCUUAUUGUAAUGGGCUUCAUGCUACAGACGUGUAGCUUAUGACUUAAAAAACAAAUGCUCAGUGUUAAUUCGUUAUUUAUAUAACCCAUAAUUUAUUGCGUUAUAUUUUCCUAACAUUCAUAGAUUAAAUUUUAUAAAGAACGAAAAACAUAAAAA
Messenger RNA from Hydra vulgaris (swiftwater hydra), 1118 nucleotides. The record is from RefSeq and is a predicted model, not a curated record. Lineage: Eukaryota; Metazoa; Cnidaria; Hydrozoa; Anthoathecata; Hydridae.